AUGGCUAAUUUGCUCGAAGAGAGGCUGCGGUCGAAUUCGAAUGCUUUCGAAGGUUUGCUUUCGCUAAUUCCAGCUAAGUACUACUACGAUGACCAGACACAGGAGCAAUGGAAGGCUAAGAAGAAGAGUAAGACGCAGUCUAAGGAGGAUAAACAGAAGAAAUUAGAUCCUGAACAGCAGGGUGAAAACUCUCUGAGUACUUUGGAAGUAAUGAAAGAAAGGGAAAAAGAUGCAAAACCUGUGGUGUUACCAGGUGAAAAAUUGAAGAAGUUGAAGGACGAAGAGAAGGAACGGGAACAAGAGGUUAAGGAGGACGAACCUUCCGAAGAAAUUGAUGGUACUGAGGAUAUUGAUGUUGUAUUCGAUGAUGAAGGUAAUGAAAUCAAUUUGAAGGAGGAUGAGGAGGAAGAGGAAGAGGAAGAGCACCAAGAAGAGCCAGAAGAGCCAGAGAAGUCUCCUGCUGUAGAAGAAGAAUCUGAGGAGGAACAUAAAGAAGGGUCUGUUGAACAAGAAAAUAAGGAAUCUCAAAAGUCUCAGAAUAAGCCCAAUCUAGAAGCUCUGCGGUCAAAAUUGCAAGCCAAGAUUCAAGAUAUGAAGGAAAGACGUAGAGCUCCUGGUACAAGGGUUAGAGGUGCACCUAGUUCAAGAGAGGCGAUUAUUGAAGAAAGAAAACAGAGAUUGGAUCUUAGGAAACAGAAAAACGAUUCUCAAAAGCAGCAGAAUAAUAAAAGUGGUGAUGAAAGUGAAUCUGAUGAAGAUGAUAGUGAUAUCGAGACUCAACCACCUACUAAAAAAGCGAAAAUUGAAGUGGAUGCUAAUGACAUUAUGUAUCAAAAUAUUGAAUUUGAUGAUGGUAAUAAGAUAACUUCAAACUUACAGCAUCUGAAGAGGGGACCAAAGAAGAAAGGACCUGCUAAAAACGAUAUCAGGGCACAUUUAAAACUUUUAGAAGCCAAGAAAGCUAAAUUAGAAUCUAAAGAAGAAAUGGAUCAAAUAAAUGCUAAGGAAAAGGAAAAAUGGCAACGUGCCAUGUUGCAAGCUGAAGGUAUAAAGUUAAAGGAUGAUGAGAAAUUACUUCGUAAGGCUUUAAAGCGUAAAGAGGCAAAGAAAAGACGUUCAGAACAAGAGUGGAGAGAUCGUAAAUUAGCAGUAACGACGUCAAAGGCCGACAAGCAAAAGAGAAGAGAAGAAAAUUUGAAGAUUAGAAAGCAGAACAAAGGUGUGAAAAGGUCUAAACAGCAAAAGAUGAAGAGUGCUUAUAAGGGUAAUUCAACUAUGGUGAAAAGAGCUGGAUUCGAAGGAAGGCUGAAAAGUGGUAAGAAGAAAUAA
This is a messenger RNA of Zygosaccharomyces rouxii, 1329 nucleotides long. RefSeq names its product ribosome biosynthesis protein RRP14 (gene RRP14). Gene Ontology annotation, molecular function: DNA binding; RNA binding. Gene Ontology annotation, biological process: ribosomal small subunit biogenesis; ribosomal large subunit biogenesis. The record is from RefSeq and is a predicted model, not a curated record. Gene Ontology annotation, cellular component: nucleolus. Bases 1 to 1329 code for a protein of 442 amino acids. NCBI's taxonomy places the organism in Eukaryota, Fungi, Ascomycota, Saccharomycetes, Saccharomycetales, Saccharomycetaceae. The transcript has a single exon.